UCAGGGAGUGUAGUGAUUGAAAUGAUGGUGUGAUGACUGAUUGUGGGUGUGUCUUCAAUUAUUGAGUUAUAAUGUUGCUAAAAUAUCGUGAUAUAUUUUCCAGUACGCCAGAAAAUAAUAAUGACAUAAAUCUAUCGCAGCGUUUCGUAAAUUCUAGAUAAUAGUAGUGUAAAUCAAAUAUCGGCGUCUGCCCUAGAGUGUAGUGUAGAUCUAAGAGAGUGCUCGAGGCCCUCUCUCGAGUGGCAGACAUGUGGAAUAUGAUGUGCGAUGUGAUGCCCACGAUUUCGGAGGACAGCAUCAGCCAGCGGAGUUCGCAGUUCUCCGGCGAGGACGCCAAUUUCGAGCAGCUGAUGGUGUCUAUGUUGGAUGAGCGCGACAAAUUGAUGGACAGUUUGCGUGAGACCCAAGAAAGAUUAGGUGACACCGAAAUUAAACUCCAGGAAGCCGAAAAGGAACGAGACUCUUUGCACCGACAGAUUGCCGCCAAUCUUCCUCAGGAAUUUGCCACACUUACCAAAGAGUUAAAUCAAGCUAGGGAACAUCUUUUGGAGCGGGAAGAAGAAAUUUCCGAGCUUAAAGCUGAACGGAAUAAUACAAGGCUGCUGUUGGAGCAUUUGGAAUGUCUAGUUUCCAGACAUGAGCGAUCCCUUCGUAUGACUGUUGUCAAACGUCAGGCGGCGGCACAAUCUGGAGUCUCGUCUGAGGUAGAAGUACUUAAAGCAUUGAAGAGUCUUUUUGAGCACCACAAAGCAUUAGACGAAAAGGUUCGAGAACGUUUGCGAGUCGCUUUAGAAAGGAAUACUUCCUUAGAAGAGGAAUUAGCACUUACCAAAGAAGAAUUGACACAAUACAAAUCAGGAGCAGUGCCUUCUACACAAAAUCAUUUGGAAGAAAGAACAAAAGAAAAUGGACAGCCAGAACCUAGUGAAAACCCAAUACCAAAUAAGACUAAUGAAAUUAGUUCGUGGCAAAGGAGGGUAGCGGAGUUAACAAAUAGAAUUGGUGAAAUGGAAGAGAAUUUAUCAAAAGCUCAAAAAGAAUUGUUAAAAUCACAAGAUACUUGCUCGAAACUUCAGCGUGAUUUACGAGAGAAUGUCGCCCAGAAGGAAGAUCAGGAAGAAAGAAUAGCAACAUUAGAAAAACGUUAUCUAAAUGCACAGCGGGAGUCAACAUCACUGCACGAUCUCAAUGAGAAAUUGGAACAAGAAUUACAACAUAAAAUUGCACAACUGAAGUUGCAAGAAGAGAAAAUAGCAGCUAUACAAGAAAAAUUAGAGCUAUCUGAACAAAAAUUAGCACAAUUUUCGAAACUUCCAGAAAUGGAGGAGCAACUUAAAGCUAGAAUGGACGCGCUCACCCAGGUGAGGGGACAGGCUCAGGAAAGACAUGGCACUGCAGAAGAUCGCAUACAAAGACUAGAAGCCAAUUUGGAAGAAAAAAACGCUGAAUUGGUGAGGUUAAAUCAGCGCCUAAAAAUGAAUGAAGAACAUAACACUAAGUUGUCGACAACUGUCGAUAAACUUUUGUCAGAAUCAAACGACAGAUUGCAAGUGCACUUAAAAGAAAGGAUGCACGCCUUAGACGAAAAGAAUAUUCUUACCCAAGAAUUAGAAAAAGCACGUAAGAUUGCAGAAGAAUAUCAAGCGGAAAAGACGGAAAUUAUGAAAGAAUUAGCCAAAUCGCAUUUAGAAAUUGAUAAUAUUAAAAGACAAAUGUUGCAGCAAGAAAUAGCAUUUAACAUCCAACAGACGGACGCAUUGACUCGUAGCCUUUCGCCGAAUGCAGUUGUCGACCCUAAAUCAUUUGCGAGGAGUGAUAGUAGAACUAGUUUUGACACUCAUUCGUUAUCCCGACGAGUCAAUAAGCCUAGGCCUGGUUUGGAAGACGACUCGAACAAGCUACCGUUCGGCGCUCGAACAUUGGCGGAGCAGGAAUGGGAAAAAUUGCAACAGGCACAUGUUUUAGCAAAUGUUCAACAAGCGUUCGAUGUCUCGAGCGACGCAGAAGCGGAUGACAAUGAAAGCUUAUUCAGCGCUACCGAUAUCCUGUCGCCGUCUGGACACACGGACGCGCAGACACUAGCGAUGAUGCUUCAAGAGCAAUUGGACGCCAUCAAUAAUGAAAUCCGAUUGAUUCAAGAGGAAAAGCAAAGCACAGAGGCACGAGCGGAGGAGUUGGAAUCGCGUGUUGGUAGUCUGGAACAUAUGAAUUUGCUGAGUCGCGGGCGCAGUGUGGAGCGUCAAUCGCCACCCGUAAGCGGACGCUCUACACCUAAAUCACACCAUUCACCUAAUCGGGAUUACUUACACAAAUACCACACGGCUCCUGCAUCAAUGUCUCCUGCUCACCUGCAUCAAUAUGCAGCAUCAUUAAGCCCUGGACAAUUAUCCGAGUCCCUUCCUUCUAGUCAGUUACAAUUGGCUCCUCUGAGCGCGGAUGUAUCCAGGGAGGAACUGCACGCGAUGGUUGCAGGUGCUGAUAGCAGUUCUGGCGGAACUUCUCCACUUACAGCGCGGUCGCUUCGGUUAGAACGUGUAGCGCAGGCGUUGGCGUACAGUCAAGAAGAAUUGAGAAGGCCGAACAACCAGAUGGCUUACAUGACAACGACACCAUCACCCAUGUCCUCUCGUCACAGCAGCCAAGACUCGUUGCAUCGGCACAACAAUAUGGCCGUGCACACCCCCAUGUCGGCCCAUGGUCACGCUUAUCCGCACCUGAGGGAGUCGGCGGUCAGCGCCGCACAGAAGAAGAAGGGCAUCAAGAGUUCACUUGGCAGAUUCUUCAGCAAGAAGGAAAAGGUGAAAGGGAAAGAUUCAGGGAUGCCAGGAGAUGGUUCAUUAAGUAUGAACUCCAUGAGUGGUUUAUCAUUGGCUGGAUCAACCAUCGGAGAAGACAAUGUGGAUGCAAUGAGUAAUUCAGGGAAAGUUACGCAACAGAAGGCAGAUUAUGGAAGGCAGAAAAAGAAAGAGCAUGACUAUAGACAUGAACUGUUAGCUGAAGCUAUGAAAGCUGGCACGCCAUUUGCCUUGUGGAACGGGCCGACGAUAGUUGCCUGGUUGGAACUGUGGGUGGGAAUGCCCGCUUGGUAUGUUGCUGCAUGCAGGGCUAAUGUAAAAUCUGGAGCGAUUAUGAGCGCCUUGAGUGACACGGAAAUUCAGCGAGAAAUAGGCAUAAGUAACCCUCUACAUAGGCUGAAAUUACGUUUAGCAAUACAAGAAAUGGUAUCUUUGACUUCACCGUCAGCUCCUCAGACAUCGCGCACAACAUUAGCCUUUGGCGACAUGAAUCACGAAUGGAUAGGCAAUUAUUGGCUUCCUGGUCUUGGUUUACCUCAGUACAGAACUACGUUUAUGGAAUGUCUUGUGGACGCAAGAAUGCUAGACCAUUUAAAUAAGAAAGAUUUGCGCGGACAGUUAAAAAUGGUCGAUAGUUUUCAUAGAACUAGUCUUCAGUAUGGUAUUUCAUGUUUGAAACGACUGAACUAUGAUCGCACAGCGCUAGAGGAAAGAAGAAAAAUGACAGAGACUAUGGUGUCUGAUGUCUUAGUCUGGAGCAAUGAACGUAUAAUAAGAUGGAUUAGUAGUAUUGGGUUAAAAGAAUUUGGAAAUAAUUUACUCGAAUCUGGGGUUCAUGGUGCUUUGAUUGCUCUAGAUGAAAGUUUUGAUGCUAACAGUAUGGCCUUGGCAUUGCAGAUACCAACACAAAAUAUACAGGCUCGUCAAACAUUAGAGGUCGAAUUCAAGAAUUUGCUGUUAAUGGCAACAGAUAGAAGAACUGAUGCUGACCUAGUGAAAUCUUGAUAUCAGAGUGGAGCUACUAGUCCAUGUCCUGUCACAAGAAGGGCACCCUCACAGGCUCAGUAAAUAUACUCAUACUACUUACAGCACUAAACCAAAACUAACUAACUAUUGGUAUCCAAUAGUCUUAAAAUAAGAUUAAACAAAAUUUUCUUCAGAGAUGGAGCAAUCGCUGAAUGAUAUGAUCGAAAUAUGGAGAUAUUGUGUGAUAGAUUUGAUAAUAGUUUCUUUAAAUAUAUAAAAUAAAAGAAAAAAAAUAAUUUUCCACACAUAAGAGUGCUGGUAUUGUUUGCUGGCUUAUCAUUUUUGCUAAUUUGAUUUUCGGUAAAUAAUACAGGAAUAUCACAUUAAUACGAAUGCAGGGACCAAAAUCUACUUUGAUGUAGAGUGUUACAAAAUAGCGGAGCUUUGCGUUCUGAGGAACAAGUGGAAUUUCAAUUCAGCGGCCACCUAAGUUAAAUUUUGAGCAGCUUUUAGUCAUAGUGUUAUGAUUAUAUUGUAUAUAAUCAUAACAAUUGAUUUUUACAAUACAUACAUAUAUUACAUAUUUUAUGAUUUUUAUGUUAUUGUUUUAUUAUGGAAUAUUUAUAUGGCUUAAAUGUUAAUACCUUUUUUAUUCUUGGUGAAAUUGCUCUCUCUAAUGAGUGGUGUGGUUGCAUAUUAUAUGUAAUUAAAGUAUGGACAUCUCGAUUCAUGUUUUAUUUUAAAUGAAGCACAAAAUUUGAAUUUGUUAUCG
Ctenocephalides felis (cat flea) is the source of this 4533-nucleotide messenger RNA. RefSeq names its product liprin-alpha-1 (gene Liprin-alpha). Gene Ontology annotation, molecular function: protein binding. Gene Ontology annotation, cellular component: presynaptic active zone. Gene Ontology annotation, biological process: synapse organization. The record is from RefSeq and is a predicted model, not a curated record. The transcript has 17 exons. NCBI's taxonomy places the organism in Eukaryota, Metazoa, Arthropoda, Insecta, Siphonaptera, Pulicidae. The coding region runs from base 249 to 3800 and encodes 1183 amino acids.